CCCUCCUAAAAACGGUUCAUUCACGGAGAAGAGAGAGGCGCAGGUUAUUUUUAGGAGAGGAAGGAGGAGUGACGGACAGACGUUCCCAUCGCUCCACCUUCAAUCAUCGCAGGAUGUGAAGAAGCGCUGCGGAGCAGACGCGUCAUUUUCUUCUUCCCAUUUUGCGCCAGGAAUUGCCCGUUUCCAUAGGUCCCAACGCGCUCCUGCCCAGUACUCGAGACCGAGGAAUAGCGAGGGAUAUUUUUUUCCAUUUGAAGACAUUCCUGUCAGGAGCCAGCAGGUGUCGAGAUCCGCCCUGUGGAGAGAUGGCAAAAGCAGACCAGCGCUUCGGUCAACGGGAUGGUUCGGACCAGAACUUUGACUACAUGUUCAAGCUGCUGAUCAUCGGAAACAGCAGCGUUGGGAAAACCUCUUUCUUGUUCCGCUACGCUGACGACUCCUUUAGCAACUCGUUCGUCAGCACCGUCGGCAUCGACUUCAAAGUGAAAACAGUGUAUCGUAAUGACAAGAGGAUCAAGCUCCAGAUCUGGGACACAGCGGGACAGGAGCGCUACCGCACCAUCACCACGGCUUACUACCGCGGGGCUAUGGGCUUUAUUCUCAUGUAUGACAUCACCAAUGAGGAGUCCUUCAACGCCGUCCAAGACUGGGCGACCCAGAUCAAGACUUACUCAUGGGACAAUGCCCAGGUCAUCAUGGUAGGCAACAAGUGUGACAUGGACGAGGAGAGAGUGGUACCUCCUGAAAAAGGAAAACAUCUUGCGGAUCAGUUAGGGUUCGAAUACUACGAGGCCAGCGCCAAGGAGAACAUCAAUGUGCGGCAAGUGUUUGAGCGCCUGGUCGACAUCAUCUGCGUGAAGAUGUCGGAGCGAGUGGACGUGGAGGCGCCGGCAGCUCCAGGAACCAAGACCACCAGACUGACCGACAAGCCAGCCCAGCUACCUCAGAAGUGCUGUUGAUCAUUAGCGCUAAAGGAAAUGAAAAGAGAUUAACAAUAGUGACAUUCCUCCACGUGAAUCUUCAUGUUGUACGCAACCAAACUACUAAUCUUUCAUUCCAAACUAUCCUGGAACAUUUCCCCCAAUAUGCUUAGAAACAAACCAGUGUGGGCAGCAGUGCACUUAAAGAACAUCACAUCAGGCCUGAUGCUGCGUUCCAGUUAGCGAUGAUGUCGGACAUCUGAGCUGGGAAAGACGUCACAGCCACGUUCAGAUCGGCCCAUUUAUUGAGGUCAGAAAAGAAGAUGCCAACGUCCACGAAAGUUAUUCCAACCGUGCGUUGUCCGAAUACUCCUUGAAAAAUAUGUGUUUGUUUACAAAAAGAAAUACAAGAUGUAGAUUGAAAACUGCAGAAUAUGUAUGUUUCCUUUGGUGUAUUUCAUUUAUUCUAAACUUCUAAAUCUGAUUUGCUUGCGGAAGCCAUCGUGGAUUGCGUACUGGGAGUGGUGAGAAUUCUCUCCCCUGCCGACUUGGACAUCGUCGGGUGACAUCAUUGGGGGGAUGGAGCUGGGAAUUUCCCAGUUCCAAGGACAACUGGAACGCAGCAUGAGGAUGUAGAAUUAUUUUUUGAGGUUCUGCUAAAUGCUAACACAAGUCAGCAUCAAUACACUUUUGUCAUUUUCUUUGAGAAGUUUAGUUGACAAUGAAAUGUUUUUGUAGGGUUUUGUUUUUGUGGUGGCAUUUUUUAACUCAUGAAUGCGUGGUAUGAUGUUUUGAUGGAUUGUUUGUGCAGCCAGUCUCAGAGGUAUCAAACAAUUUUUAUCACAUCAAGCCGUCAUGGCCAGAGAGGAUGAGUCGCCAAGAUCUGUGGUGAAUCUUGAGCCAGUGGGGCUCUAUUGCACUUCUGGUACCACAAGGCUCAAGUUGAGCUCCUUUGACCUUCUCAAUCUCCAACAUAAGUGGCACAAUGUACGAGCCAGUGGUGGACCGAAGUGGACAGCGACAUGCUUGUCAGUAUUAUAUCGCUGUUUUACACAAGAAUCCCUGUCUGAGAUUCAAAGCUUCAGAACACAUCUGCACACCACUGGAGAUGCAUAUAGGCGUCAAACCUUUAAACGUUCGAUAUAAAAUCUUCAGUGAAACUGGAAUGUUUGUUUCAUGAAAUAGCAAAUUAAGCAGACUGCCAGUAAAAGAAAGUUUUGAUGUUUGACAUCUCUAUCUGAUGUGAACGUAUCAAAGGACAUCAGUGCCUCUUCAGUACCACCUGUCACUGCUGCCUGAAUUCACUCGUUUACAACCCGCUGAGACGUCAUCUUUAGAGCUAAAGCACCAACGCACAACACCCCAGCAGGGCUGCGGACCACCUCACCUCAGACUGAGUGAUAGAGCACAAGUAAAACACACAACUGGUGGAUCCCACAACUCAUGAUAACUGCCGUCAGAACUCUGUACACACGUCACAUAAUGACUCUUUGAUGCCUUGAAAGAAUCCGUGAAGAACUUAAAGAAGUAAGGCAUGACUUCAGAUGCAUUUUUGCCCGAAUAUCCUCUCGCAGAUUUAAUCGCCACUGGUCACUGCUGCCCUGUGGACUGGUGGCUAUUAGCUUUUGCACUCGGCAACUCAGUCCAAGGCCACAGUGUUUAUACCCGCCAACACAGAGCUGACAAGUUUCCUUCCCCUUUUAGAAGGUAUAGUGACGUCAUAUUUGCAGUGUUUCCACAUGGGAGUGUGUGCGUGAUGUCAGAGCCAACAUGUUCUCCUGUUGAAUAUCAUAGUAUUUACUGCGUGUUGAGUUGUGAAGGUUUUGUGUUUGUGUACGGUAUCUUUGAUGAAAGUGUGAUAUUUUGAUAAUGUCAAGCUGACAUACAGUAUGUGUGACAGGUAAGAAAAAAAAAACACAUGAAAAAAGAGAGAUCAUUGUUUACUGUCCAAAAAAAGACAUCCUGCCAAAUUGUUCUAAAGCUGCCACUGCGCACGUUUUGUGUGUCUUCAUAUCUAAGAAAAAAGAAGUAUACAAUAAUCCACAUUGUCUUCAACUGAUAUUAUUAUUUUUAAAGUGAAUUUGUAAAUUAUAGGAUAGAAAUUAUAAUUGUGUGAAUUUAUUUUUAUGAAGUGAAUACCAUAGACAAAUUAUAUAUAGAGUUUAUGUAAACUUGUUGUCUUAUAGUUCACUCCAAAAUGGAGGAGAAGCACAAAGUGAUUGUACAAAAAAAUAUUGUGAAUGUUUGUAUAUUAGACAUGUAAUUUAGUACAAUAAAAUCACAAUCUUUAAACCAUUUGCCUGAUCAAUUUUGGUGGUUUAACUAAAAAAAAAAAGUAUAAGUAUAUUCUUCCUUCCAUCCUGUAACACAAUUAAAAAGGCACAGUUAAUGU
Messenger RNA from Synchiropus splendidus (mandarinfish), 3312 nucleotides. RefSeq names its product RAB3B, member RAS oncogene family (gene rab3b). Lineage: Eukaryota; Metazoa; Chordata; Actinopteri; Syngnathiformes; Callionymidae. The record is from RefSeq and is a predicted model, not a curated record. Gene Ontology annotation, biological process: regulation of exocytosis; protein localization to plasma membrane; protein secretion. Gene Ontology annotation, cellular component: endosome; synaptic vesicle; plasma membrane. The coding region runs from base 306 to 959 and encodes 217 amino acids. Gene Ontology annotation, molecular function: GTPase activity; GTP binding. The transcript has 5 exons.